Molecule: messenger RNA, 3299 nt
Organism: Leptidea sinapis
Lineage: Eukaryota; Metazoa; Arthropoda; Insecta; Lepidoptera; Pieridae
Gene: Dmtn
Product: transmembrane and coiled-coil domains protein 2
Exons: 19
Coding region: 344-2152 (602 amino acids)
Cellular component (GO): endomembrane system
Source: RefSeq, a predicted model, not a curated record
UAUUGCAUAAAUUCCCAGCCAAUCUAGAUUCAGGGACGUCUUUUUCUCUCAAGUCUCCGUUUUUAUUUUCCGUCGGCCGUCAUACAUCGUGAUUCAUUCAUAUGUGAUUAAUUCAAUUUAUAUUUUUUUAUAUUAUUCAAAACUAUACUUAACAUGAAGUGACAACAUUUAGUGGACAGUGUUUUCAAGAACUCGGAUUUAAACUUUUAAGAUCAAUUUGUAGUGAUAGAUAAACAUCGAACAAUGGACAGUGGCGUGGACGCCGCGUCCACGGAAGAGUCGCACAAGUGACACCUACGUGCUGUUAUGUCCAGUCGAUUUGUGACGCAACGUUAAGAGCAGCAUGGAUACACUGCACGUCAGCCAUGGACAGAGCAAGGGUUCCAGCAGGAGUCAGUCACCUUCCACCGCGGACCUGGCGCGAGAUCCGGCAGUCACGGAUGACGCGGUGAUACGUUCCAGGGUUCAGUCUCCCUCCACCGUGCAUCAUGACACAUCGUCGCGCCAUGGUGAGUCCCGUUCGCACCACGUCAAGUCGCACUCCAGAGACCUGGGCAGCAGUCCCCUGUCGGCCAACAAUAGUGCAAACGUGUCUCGAGAUUUGGAAGACUCGCCGCAGAAGAAAAAUAUGUCGAACAUACUCGCUGGUCCGGACUAUGUGUCGGCUGUCUACAACCCGAACGUGUCGUACGGGAUGUCGUCCGCUGAUGAAUACUCCCCCGGCUACCGAUCGAAAUCCGGUCAGGAUGGGGAUUACCUUAACCAUGGAUUGGACGACAGUGAGGGAAGCGGGGUGACGUCAGCGAAGGCCCUGGCAGCGAUAGCGCAUCUCAACACUAAGAUCGAGAGAACCAAGGACCUGAUUCGACUUGAACAGACCAUACGAGACGACAACGUGAACGAGUAUCUGAAGCUAGCAGCGCACGCCGACAAGCAACAGUUGCAGCGCAUCAAGGCGGUGUUCGAGAAGAAGAACCAGAAGAGUGCGCUGUGCAUCGUGCAGCUGCAGAAGAAGCUGGAUGGCUACAACAAGAGGAUCAAGAAUUGGGAGCAACACGGUACGAGCGGACAGUCUCAUAGACAACCAAGAGAAGUGUUGCGGGAUAUGGGACAAGGGCUCAAAAACGUGGGCGGCAACAUCCGCGACGGUAUCACGGGACUCGGCGGCAGUGUGAUGGCGGCGCCGCGUGAGUUCGCGCAUCUCUUCUCUCGCUCUAACCGCUUCGGGUCCGCCGACAACAUCGCGCACUUGGCCGAAAACACAGGCCCUUCUCCACAACACACGGAACUGAGAGCGAACGCGUCUUCUGAAGGCUCCCGCGCGUCCGAGGCCGGCGAGAGCGGCACGCGCGGCUCCACGCUGCCCCGAGCGGCAACGUCGCCCGCGCCCAAGUACUCGCCGGACGCCUCGCCCAGCUCCUCCGUCACUAGCGAGGGCGUGCCGUAUCCGAACCAGGCGGGCUCCAACAAUAUGUCGGAGACCACGUUCAGCCUGAAGCCGAUCCUCAACGAGCUGCGGGAGAGGAGGGAUGACUACGAGCGGCUUGCUGACAGGAUAGACUCCUUCAAGAAUCUGCCGCAAGAAGUAUCGUUCCUGGCGGCCGCACUGCAGGAGGAGAGGUUCAAGACUGAGCGACUGGAGGAACAGAUCAACGACCUCACCGAACUGCACCAGAACGAGGUAGAGAAUCUAAAGCAAGCCCUGACGGACGUGGAAGAGAAGGUGCAGUACCAGAGUGAGGAGAGGAUGCGGGACAUACACGAAGCUCUAGACCUGUGCCAGACCAAGAUCAGCAAGGUGGAGCAGUGGAUGGCGGGCGCGGGGGUGGGCGCAGGAGUGGGGGGCGCGGGCGGCGAGGCGGGCGGGGGCGGCGCCCUGCCGCCGCGGGUCGUGGUCGUGAAGCUGCUCAACGUGGCGCUCACACUGCUGCAGCUGGCGCUGCUACUGGUGGCCACGGUGUGCGGGGUGGCCAUGCCCUUCCUGAGGACCAGAGUUCGAGUCCUAACGACAAGUUUGGCCGUAAUGGUGGGAGUCAUGGUGCUCAAGCAGUGGCCGGAUGUGAUGCAGCUGUUCGAACAUCUGCUGCGCAGGCUCAAGGAAUACUUAUUGGACAAUCGCGAGAGGUACGAAUGCAAGUCAUUGUGUGGUUGAUCGUCGAAAGUUCGAGAUAUUGCAAUUUUGUCCGAAUAAAGUUUAGUCAGUCGAAGACUGGGAAUUCUCAAUUGAUAUUGUAAUAUAUUUUAUAUUGUGGCGGUACGCUCGUGAAUGCUUUAAUGUUGUAAUUUUUUGCUUAUUUUAUAGGGCGUUUUGUAUUGUACUUUAUUGUGUUACAAAAAUCGUGUUGAUUCGUUCAGUGAUUAUGUACCUCGAUUAUUUAUUUAUUUUUUUAUUAAUAUUUAAUAAAAUUUCUGUAUGUGAUCCAUAUUUUCAUACUCAAAAUUGGUUUAAAACUAUUAAUUAUUGAUGUUACCACUGGAUAGGGUUAUAUCUUAUUCAGCUAACACUGGGUACUUACCGAAUGUCAAUGACCGACAUUAUCUGCUGCACGACACAGCUAUAAUAUAUAGUUUUAAAAUCAAAUCAACACAUUUUUGUUGUAAACUGAAAUAUUGUACAUAAUAUACGUUAUCAGUAAUGUUUCAAUACAUUUAUGAAAAUAAAGUUAAUAGACGUUUUUACCAUAUUUUGUUCAAACUGAGAUUUUAUAAUACCCACUUUUAAGUAUAUACUGCCGUUAAUGUAGCGUUUAUAAAUAUGUAUGAUGAAGUUUAUCUAAUUGUAAUGGAAAGUAGAUAAUUCGUGUACAUAAAUCGGGCUGGGCCCCUUUUAAUGUAAAUUUCGGGGAUUAUGUUGGAUGUAUAAGGGUUAUAUUUCACCGGGACACCAUGGCGGCGCAACCAGUCGCCGCGCCGCUACCAACAAAAUAUAUACAGCUCUAUAGAGAGUUACACACCUGGUGUCCGUUUGGCUGUGCAACCAAUUUGGUAGCGUGACCAGCCUGGAUGGGUACACAGAAUAUUACUGGUCACGCCGCCAUGCUGGUCGCGCCACCACUAAUUACUAUAGAGCUUUAUGGUGUCUCAUUCACUCGGCUGCAAGUGACGCUCCCACCUCAUUGCGUGCAACACGUGUGUACUGUUGUUUUGUUUUGUAAUUGCUUUUGUUAAUUGCAUACGAUAGAUAAUUUCGAUACAAAAAUGUUUAUUAUCGAAAUUCAAAGUGGACCACCAAUUUAGGAUCAUCCUCAGAUUAUCACAACAAAGAUUUAUAAAUGAAACGCUUAGGCUAAAUAAGGAUA